Molecule: messenger RNA, 5728 nt
Organism: Gymnodraco acuticeps
Lineage: Eukaryota; Metazoa; Chordata; Actinopteri; Perciformes; Bathydraconidae
Gene: znf687b
Product: zinc finger protein 687b
Source: RefSeq, a predicted model, not a curated record
AAUACAUAAAAUAUGAAACAAAAAUCCCCAUCCCAAUCAUCCUCUUUUGUGGCAUCGUCGACCCUACCAUCACCGGGUUGUUAUCGCUGUCUCACCAUGCCUCAGCAGACUCCAGUGGGUUUUUAAUGGCGAGCGCUAGCUAGCUAAAUGACCCCUUUUCCUCUCUGUCUGCCUUGGCUGGAGCUCAGCGGCCAGCUAGCAAGCCUCCGCCGGGAAGGACCAUCGUUGAUCAACAUUUUUCGAGGAGGUAAUCCCGGUAUGGGGGACAUGAAGACCCCAGAUUUUGAUGACCUGUUGGCAGCAUUUGACAUUCCUGACAUAGAUGCCAAAGAGGCCAUCCAGUCUGCCCCAGAUGAGGCAGAGGGACCCCAUGGAGCUGCAGGUGCACCUCUGGGAAAGUCAGAUAGCGGGGUGGGCGUUGGGUCAUCCUUGAGACCGCCGAGCCCUGCAGACCCCCAGGCGGACACCCCAAUUGUUAGUGUUAUUGUGAAAAAUAAAGUACGCCUUGAGAACGCAGAUGGAGGAGAGGGAGACACAGACCAGGACCCUAUUGAUGUGAUCGCAGGGGUGGAUAUGGGUCCCAGUGCGUGUGCCCCUGGGUUGGCUGAAUCUGAGGCCCUCAACCACAACGGUUUUGGGACGUCUGCUGUUUCCACGCCCCUUCCCCUCAGCCAAACCCAGUCUAACGGAGCGCCCUGGUCCAUUAACACCCCUAAAGUAUCUUCAGAAGGAGCAGGCGCUGGUGCAGGCAAGUCACAUAAGCAGGGCGGUAACAUUUUCAACAGACUUAAACCGCUUGUGGCACAGGGGUCUGGAGAUCCAGUCGGCCGGGCUCGUAAGAUGCAGCUCCUCCAGCAGCAACACCAGCAGCAGCAGGAUACAGGCCAAGAGAGGGCAGAUGGUGUCAAAGCAUCAUUACCUUCAUCCUCCUCUCUGUCAGCAGGAUCGUCUCCUCUGGCUGCAGGGGGGGCCGUCGGACUAUCCUCGCCUUUCUUUCCCCCCUCCAAGCCCCUGCUUCCCAUUCCACCCUCUGCCCUAUCAUCACACCCUUUGCACUCAUCUCAGCCUUUUAACGGAGCACCCAAAGUGGGCCCUGCUGGAUUUCUGCACCAGCAGAUGGAGGAGGAUGAUGAUUCUGACCCUGAUCUGGGGAGUCCACUGGUGAUCCAAGAGAGCCCCGACUCCCCGACUUGCACUCAGCUGAGCCGGCGCUACAAGUCUGACUCUGCCUCGACACAGCCCACAUCCUCUGCUGCAUCUCAGCCUAAACCUGGAGACACUCCUUCAGGGGCGUCUCUGACAUCAUCAACACCCCAGUCUGGCUCCACAGAGAGUCCUCAGCUGGAGGACAGGCAUCCCGAACACGUAAUAGAAGAGAGAGACUCGCCAGAGAGUCCUGAACCGGAGAUGCCAAAAUCUACUGCUCAAGUGGCAAACAAAAGGUGCUCCAGCCCUGCGGUGGCCUCCACUCCGCCUCCUCCUGAACUCCGGGAGCCCAAAGAGGAGGAGGAAGAGAUGGAAGUGGGGAAUAAAAUAGAGAAGGCUGCUGAUGGCAAAGGGGACAAGGGAGAAAAUGGAAGAACAAGUGAGGAGAAGAUGGAUGUGGAUGAUGGCAAGUCUAAACCUCUGUCCAGUGAUGGAGGAAAGGCAGCUGCUGCACCUGCUGCUGCUGCUGGAGCUCCAGCCCGACCCCUUAAAGUCAGAAUAAAAACAAUUAAGACUUCCACAGGUGGAAUCACCCGAACUGUCACAAGAGUAGCAGCUAAAGGUGGCGCUGCGGGAAAAGGUCUGGACCCAAAAACUGGGGAACGUAAGGUGGUAGGAAACAAGGCGCAAAAACUUGACUCCCCAGGUCACAUGACAACUAAUUCCCAGAAAGUAACUGCUCUCAAUGCUCUACCUGUGUCUACACUAGCAGCCAGCAGCGUCAUGCUAGCUGCUGCCACCAAGGUCCAAAACAAAAUGGCUGCAUCUGACAAGGCCAAGGUUUCUGCCACCGCUGUGAGCAUCACUAAAUCUGCUGCCCUGCCUGCGACCCCAGCUGUGGCCUCCUCUCCAAAGUUCUCAGUGGCUGCAGGUGGGAUCAGUGUACGUACAUCCACUAAUAAGACGGCUAACGGAGGCAGUGGCACUAUCAUUGGUGGCACCCUCCAGCCAAACAAACCAGCCUCCAUUGUCAACAGCACAGGAGCCGUCAUCUCCCGCAGUCAGUCGAGCCUGGUGGAGGCUUUCAACAAAAUCCUGAACAGUAAGAACCUUUUGCCGAGCUACAAGCCGGACCUCUCAGCCCCUCCACCACCUGAGUGGGGUCUCCCGCUCCCAGCCACAGGGUACCGCUGCCUGGAGUGUGGAGACGCUUUCGCCCUGGAGCGCAGCCUGGCUCGGCACUAUGACAGGAGAUCUCUCCGCAUCGAGGUGACCUGCAACCAUUGUGCGAAGAGGCUGGCCUUCUUCAACAAGUGCAGCCUGCUGCUGCAUGCCAGGGAGCACAAGGAGCGUGGGCUGGUCAUGCAGUGCUCACACCUGGUGAUGAGGCCGGUCACUGUCGAGCAGAUGAUUGGACAGCAGGACAUAACACCCAUUGGUGGCCUGCUCUCCUCUUCGUCCUCCUCUCCUCCAGUCUCCUCUUCUUCUGCCACCGCCUCUGCCAACUCCAGCCCCCUGAAGGACGCUUCCUCUCCGGCAGCAGCUCAGCCUCGAACGGUCCGCCGCGCACCUCAAGGCCCCCAGGCCCUGAUGCCCCUGCCCUGCAAGAAGGCAGAGGGGCUGCAGUAUAACAGCUUCAAAUGUCCUGAGUGCCAAACACAGUUCUCUGGCAAGGCGGAGCUGGUCACUCACUUCCAGCAGAUCAGAGCUGCUCCCAACUCAACAUGUACGCAGUGCUCGCCCCCGAUGAUGCUGCCUAACUCGUGUGCAGUGUCGGCCCACCAGAGGAUCCAUAAACACCGAGCACCUCAUGUCUGUCCUGAGUGUGGGGGGACCGCCCGGCAGGCCAGCUUCCAGACUCAUCUGGAGGAGGCCUGCCUGCACUUCGCCAGGCGCAUCGGAUACAGGUGCUCGAGCUGCCAGGUUGUGUUCGGAGGGUUGAACUCCAUCAAGUCCCACAUCCAGACCGCUCACUGCGAGGUCUUUCACAAGUGCCCCAGCUGCCCCAUGGCCUUCAAGUCUGCACCCAGCGCCCAGAGCCACAUCAGCACCCAGCACCCAACGCUCACUGGGGGACAGGCCAAAAUGAUCUACAAGUGUGUGAUGUGUGAUACGGUUUUUACCCAGAAACCCCUGCUGUACAUGCACUUUGACACUCACUUAGCCAAGCAAAAAGUGCAUGUGUUCAAGUGCCCUGACUGCACCAAGCUCUACGCCCAGAAAGGAUCCAUGAUGGAGCAUAUUAAGACGGCUCACAGAGGCCCAUCAGCCAAACAGACGGAGUCUCAGUCCGACGCCUCGGCCCCCCCCUCGGCCCCCGCCAACACGUCCGCCUCCUCUGGCCUCAAAUCCAAAUCGUCUGGAAAACCGGACAACUCAGACGGAGAGGACUGGGGUCGGGACCAGGAGGAGGAAGAGGAGGAGGAAGAUGAUGAAGAUGACGAUGCUGACGAUGACUUUGAGGCUCCAGGCGGUAACCCGACCGCCCCGGGGGGCAGCAGUCAGCCCCCCGCCCCAACUGAGUGGACCUGCCCUCAGUGUCAGACCACCUUCACUGACAACGACGACUAUCUGAGUCACGUGAAGACGGAGCAUGGCAAGUUCCCUUGUCGUAUUUGUGGGGGCACGUUCAGCACGUCUUCCAGCCUGAGACGUCACGAGCGAGUCAUUCAUGAGGGCAACAAGAGAGUCUUCCAUUGCCAAUAUUGCACAGAAGGGAAACGCACCUUUGGUAGUCGGUUCCUACUGGACAAGCAUAUCCGGCUCCAUCACAGAUCCACAGACGGACAGGAAAGACCCAUGACCAGGAAGCGAGCAGCGACAGGGGGGGAGGGGCCCGGCAGCUCCUCGGAGCAGGACGGGGAGGGGGGGCCACCUGGAGCCCGGGGGGGAGACGAGGAAGAGAACACAGAGGAGGGUGAGGAGGCUCCUUCAGGUCCCCCAGCUCCUGCCAAGAGGACCCGGCAGUCCGCUGCAUCGACAUCGCUGGCCCCCAACGAGCUGGAGGAGGAAGACAACGUUUUCCGCUGCGUCCCCUGCGGCUUCUCCAGCGAGGACGGGCCGGAGUUCCAGCGCCACAUCCCCCAGCACCGCGCCGACACCGCCUCCUUCCAGUGCCUGCAGUGCGGCGUCUGCUUCGCCUCGGCGGGCUCCCUCAGCAGGCACCGCUUCAUCGCUCACCGCGUGCGGGACAACCAGGGCGACGCAGACCGCGGCCCCCCCCGCACUCACGGCUCCCCCGACGGCUCGCCCGACGGCUCCCCUCAGGCGCAGGGCGAGGACGGAGAUGGGAACAUGUGCUGUAAGGUGUGCGGCCGGCGGUUCGACAAGGCCUCGGACCUCAACACCCACUUCAGGACCCACGGCAUGGCCUUCCUCACCGCACACAAGACAGACAAGCCCCAGUAGAGGAGGGGAUGGGGGGGCGGCUCUGAGAUCAUCUACGAGGAGUCGACAGGAUGUAGAAUAUGAAUGUUAAUCCUGAGAAGAAACAGCUGCUUCCUGUGCAGUUUUUUUUUAGCCACAUGAACAGUUUUACUCGGCACCUCUUCUGUGCGAAUGUAACUGCAUGUUUGAUCAUGUGACUGAACACACACCAGUGAUAGACUCCUAAGUGGAAAGGCUCUCAAACGGCCCAGAGGAAAGCCUUUAUAUAUCAGCCAUACUGUGUUCAAUACGUUGUGUCCUUCCAUUUCACUCUGCACUGACUGUAGCCACUUGCCUGUUUUUCCAUGUAACACUAAUAUACAUACGCCCCCCACCCCAUCCCGACAGCUGUAGUGCCGAUAUUUUUGUACCUGACAUUGUUUGUGAUUUUAUACGUUUGUCCAUGUUCAUUAUUUCCAGCAUGAGAUCAUUUUUAUUGUUUAAAACUGAUCUCGAGACGCAUGAAAAGGGGGGUGUUUGAAGAAUUUAACACAGAUUUUUAUGUUGCUAUAAUAUUUAUUUAUACGAAACACAUUACUGCUAUUGAUAUUUCUGUGAGUCGGACAUGUUGAGAUUUACGAAGGAAGUCAUUAGAGAUGGGGUUACUGGAGGUCUGUAAGCUGUGUAGUGUGAAUAAUGUGCGUUUAUCGUUAAGCUAGAAGAAGAGCGGUCAGGCCAGUAGAAUAUGUGUACGUUUAGCCCUGUAAAUACAUAUUACACUAAAAGAAAGCAUUCUGGUUUUAGUAACUUGCUUUGAUAAUGUGAAUACGUAUAGUAUUUGUACUGUUCCCUUUCUUUAAAAAAAAGUUUAAAAUAAUUCCCCCCCAGAGGUAGCUAUACAUUGUAAUUACAAAGCGGAGGGAGGGCGCGGGGGUUGUGUUGUCUUAAUGUGUAUGAAUACAAACGUUUAUCUCUUGGGACAGUUCUUUUUUAUCGACAGAAUCAGUGCUUGCUGUACUCACUAUUUAUUUUACAUGUUUUUAAAAGCAGCCUUCAUGGUCAUGUGACGGAGGCCUUCUUUUGUUUCUAUCUUUUAUAUGUCAUAUCAUAUUUAUAUAGCUCAAUAGUGGAACAUCUUAUGUUUUUUUCUUUUCCAUGGUUGUGGUCUGCUUGCCAUACACUUUGUGCUGUUUCGAAAAUAAAUGUGUAAAAGAGA